This is a messenger RNA of Geodia barretti, 1032 nucleotides long. NCBI's taxonomy places the organism in Eukaryota, Metazoa, Porifera, Demospongiae, Tetractinellida, Geodiidae. The record is from the annotation of a GenBank genome assembly.
CCUGGAGGCGCUGAACCGCGAGGCCGAGGACCCCGACCUCUGGGCCGAUGCCGAGCGGGCGCGCCAGGUGAUGCAGGAGCGUACCCGGCUCGAUGCGGCGGUCGGCACCUACCAGCGGCUGGAGCAGGAGCUGGAGGACGGCCUCGCGCUCGCCGAGCUCGCCGACGAGGAGGCCGACGAGGAGGUCUACGGCGAGGCGGAAGCCGCGCUUGCCCAGACCCGCAGAGGAGCGAAGCGGCGCGAGCUGGAGAGCCUGCUCUCGGGCGAGGCCGACGGCAACGACGGCUUCCUCGAGGUCCAUGCCGGGGCCGGCGGCACCGAAUCGCAGGACUGGGCCGAGAUGCUGCUGCGCAUGUACGUCCGCUGGGCGGAGCAGCGGGGCUACGGCGUCGAGUGGAUCGAGGAGAGCCCCGGCGAGGAAGCGGGAAUCAAGUCGGCCGUCAUCAAGGUUUCGGGCGAGAGCGCCUACGGCUGGCUCAAAACCGAGAGCGGCGUGCACCGCCUGGUCCGUAUCUCCCCCUUCGACGCGGGCGCGAGGCGCCAUACCAGCUUCGCCUCCGUCUGGGUCUUCCCCGUGGUGGACGAGACCAUCGACAUCGAGAUCGUCGAGAAGGACCUCAGAUCGACACCUACCGGGCCUCGGGCGCGGGCGGUCAGCACGUCAACCGGACCGACAGCGCGGUCCGCAUCACCCACCUGCCCACCAAUAUUGUCGUCCAGUGCCAGGCCGAGCGCUCGCAGCACCGCAACAAGGCCGAGGCCAUGUCCAUGCUGCGCGCCCGCCUCUACGAGCGCGCGCUGCAGGAGCGCGAGAGCGAGGCGCAGGCGCUCGCCGAGCAGAAGAGCGACAUCGGCUGGGGCCACCAGAUCCGCUCCUACGUGCUGCAGCCCUAUCGCAUGGUGAAGGACGUGCGCACGGGGAUCGAGAGCAGCAACCCCGACGCCGUGCUCGACGGGGAGAUCGACCGCUUCCUCGCGGCGUCGCUCGCGGCCCGCAUCGGCGCCCCGGCCGAGGCUUCGGGAAAGAGCUAA